CUGUGGCCUGCUGAGGUGGGGACUGGGGUACAGGGGCCUCGUGUCCCCUCCCUCUCCAGGCUGGCGAACCCACCGGAGGCCAGACCCAGGGACCUUCAGCAGAGCCCAGCAGGGGAAGGGAGGAGCAUCACCAACUCUCUCAUCGCUGGGAGGAACCUGUCCUGCCCCGCAGAAAAAGAGACCCCAGAGAGCAUAUCCAAAGCCUUGGCGUCUCUGCUCACCAUCCGCUUGGACAGGGAGAACAUUUGCGCUAUCAGCAACCUGCAGGGUCUGAGAGAGGUCCGCAAUCUCUACCUGCAACAGAACCAAAUUGAGACCAUUGAGAAUCUCAGCUGCCUUCCCAACCUCCGGUUCCUCUCGCUGGCUGGAAACCGCAUCCGUGCAGUGGAGAACCUCCAGGACCUGCAGCACCUGCAGUUCCUGGACCUGUCGCAGAACUGGAUCGAGACACUGGACCCUGAUGAGCUGCCCUGGAGCCUCCGCAUCCUGAACUUUUCAGGAAACAGAUGCACCAGCCAAAAUGGCUACAGCUGGAGGGACCCUGACCCAGUGGAGGAGGAGGAAGAGGAGGGAGCUUCUGAUGACAGUGACGCUGAGGAAGAUGAUGAUGUCCCUGAGCUGACUGGUCCUUUCUGUGCAGACAAAGAGUUCUUUACAGGUCUCCACCAGGAGCUGGCUGGCCGCUCACAGAGGAGGAUGCAGGAGGCGCUGAGCGAACACCAGGCCCGGCUGGAGGAGCUCACAGAGCGCCAGAGACUGAUGCAGCUGCCAGGACAUCUGUGCCCAGGAAGCUGGGAGGGCCACCUGGCACCUAGCCCAGCAGAGGAGGGAGCUGCAGGAGGGAGAUCACCAGCCCCUGGGCUGCUUGAGCCGCACCCCAAACCCAAGUCAGGAGGCUCUACGAGGUCUGGCACCCCACGCACUGGCGGGCAGAGCAAGCGCGGGAGCGGGGCCCGCCUCAAGCCCCUGAAAGGGGAAGCUUCCACCACAGUUAAAACUGCAGCCAGAGCAGCAAAAAAAUGACUGACGCCCAGCCAGCCCCCGCUGCAAAGGCGCACAGGGGACUGACUGGGCCGGCCCCGACAAAACAGCACAGUGGCGUUUGCGAUUGAAACGUAAAACCUCUUUAUUCCACCUCAGUCUGUCUGCCUGUGGGCUUCUGUCCUGCGCUCCCUGGCGGGGGUGGGGUUAGCCCUGCACAGCAUCCCAGCUCUGUACAGGCCAGGUAGGUGGGGAUCAUCCCCUUGCUAUGGAAAGUGACCCGAACGAGGUCCCUAGGUGAGUCUGAGAGAACCCAGCUGUCCUGUGCUCUAACCAUUAGGCAGUGUUUCCUCUUAGGAAGAAGCAAGGUGGGCCCUGGUAACCCAGCCACCAAAAUUCAGCUCCAUCUAGCUAGCUGAGGCUCUCCCCCUCCCAGUCCCACGGAGUCUGGCUCAGGACACCUGGCCUGUUCAAGCUACUGAACCCUCCGCUGAAGUUCUGGACUCUUCAUGGGAGUGACAACUCAUGCAAGUUGAAAGGAGUGGCAGGCGUCCAUUCCAGGGGAGGGCUGUCCACAGCUACAGGCUGGGAAAUGCCAGGCGGAGGGUCCAGAAAGGGCACCAUGCCAGAGCAAUAAUCCCGGUGGUGAAAAGCCACUUCCAGUCCAGUUAACGCAGCUGGAGAGAAUGUCAGCGAUCGGAUGUGAGGUUAAGAAUCAGAAUUGGAGCAGACGGGGCAGCAGCAGCAGGAAUUAAGGUUCUUCUGUUCCUUUGAAAUGCUCCAUGCUGAAAGGAAAGCAGGGGAAAGAAGCAAGCAAUCUCCAGACACGGUAAGCCAGGCAGGGCUCUGAAACAAUCCAAGAGGGAGGGUGUCCUUUCACCAGCGGCCGGGGGUGGCCACAAGGUGGACCAUGGCUCAGCCACGCCUAUUCUCCUUUUUUAUGAUGGUGCAGCAUAAGAAGAUCCCAAGUCCCAGAAUGCAAUGCUCUGCCUUGCUUUGAACAACCCAGUUAUGUUGCAUGGUGGACCCUGUAAUCUCUAUUGGCCAUAUAUCUCUGUUAAGGAUGAAGGAGCUUCAGGUUCCCAAGAGGAGGCCAACGAGAUCCCAGUGACUGAUCAAUGUAACCCCUCUGUGACGUGCUUCCCCGAUCCCAUAAAUGGGGCUGUUCCAGGCUGACACUCUCCCAGUCCGUGGCACGCAGACCCUGCCCUUAGGGACAGGUAUUAGACCACAACGUUGUGCCUUUCAUGUGGAUACUGGGCCAUGGGGCAAUGCCACACUGUUUCCCAGGAGCCUUUGCUCCUUUUCAUUCCAGGCUGCGGCCCAGAGCGGCUCUGCCUUUGACAGGGAUGUUAAUGAGCACAGAGGCAAGGGGGGCAGCCAGUGCAGACUAUACCCCAAAACGGACAUGCAGUCAGGGAGCACAAGGCAAAAUAGAGGGGUCCCCCCAACAAAGCCCAGAGGGGUGCAGCCCACAAUCUAUGAACUCUGCAGCAUCUUUCUCCUUCCCCUGCCCACCCACCCUGAAACCCACCAGCCUCAGGCUUAUUUGUAGAACUUGAUUUCCGUGUCCACACAAUCAAACAAGAGGUCAGCCAGCUCCUCCGGGUCAAGGGUGAUACCGCCGGCCAGGAUUUCCUUCAUGGCCUCCAGGCCCUGCCUCUCCAGAUCCUGCAUGGUCUGCUGGAGCUUCUGGCCUUGCUCCUGCGGAACAGGGUCAGUGGAGAAGAGAGAGAUGUAAGGGACACGUACAGCCUAAGCCACUGCUCAUGGGGAUGGUCUCGAUCCUGAGUGAGUCCAGAGUCUAACUCCAUCCACUCCACCUCCCAGAAACACCCCGCUAAUCUCAGACAGGCCAACCGCAAUCCUCCCACUGUACAGCUGGGAGCUCUGCAGCCCAGCUGGCUCCCAGGAGAAAACCCUAGAGCUCCCGGGAACACUCCCAGGGCUGGGGUGAUGGGCAGUUAGCGCCAGGCGAGGCCAUCAGGAGCCCCGCUCAGCAUUUGAGAGGGAAGCAGAACCCCAGGGUACGAGCCCAGGGCAUUCAGUUACCUGGCUAGUUUCCAUGCGAUCCAGUGCUGCUUGAUGUGCCUGGUAGAGCUCAUGUCUCCGAUCAACUCUGCUCUGGAAUCGAGGGACCUUCUGGACGGGGUCCUUGUCACCAAAGCUCGGAGACAUUGCCUUUGGGACCGGAGUCACAUUGGCGACGAAGAUGAAGGGCUUGAAUAUGGACCUGCCCAGGCAGGAGAUGGGGGCAGAGACUGUUAGGGGUGUCUCUGCAGCCCCACAACAUCCUUGCUGAGACGUACCCUGGCAAAGUGGGUUUCGGCCAGAGGUUGCCAGGGAUCUGCCUCCUGACCAGCUCAUGCCCACAGGGGAAGCGAACAGCAGGAUUGUAGCACUGCCAGGGUUCGACCCAAAAGUCUGCUCUGCAGCUAAGCUGGGGGCGCCCCAGGGCAAUGGGGCCGGAUGCUAUUAGGAUAGCGUAGAUGACUCGGCUGGGACGCUGUCGGGUUCCCCAUUUAAGUCUCGAUCCCUGAGCUCCAAGUGACUUCCCGUGCUCUGAGCACUCUCAGGGUGGAGCCCUGGCUUCUCACUGAACCAAUCCCAGGUCAGUCUCUGCCCGGGAUCCCUCUCGGACAUCGGCAGAUGGUUUCGCUGCUGCCGGGCAAAGGGCUAAACAGGACGGAAAGGGCUCCUGGUUCAAAGGCUCUCAUGAUGUUAAUGUGCAAACAAAGAUCCUGAUCCUGCCACGGGCCAAGCAUCCUUGGGGAAGUUGCUGGUGGCUGAGGACCCUCAGCACCUUAGAAACAACAGGUCUGUUUAAUUUUCACACAGUCUUCUCCCAGCCUCCUCCGACAGCCCGGAGCCAGGGGCUUUCCAAGCACAGCGGGCCCCUUGGGCAGCACUGGUACUAACCUGGAGGGGUCGGGCGUGGCUGUGAAGAAAUGCACGCAGGGCAAGGUGGAGUCCUGGGGGAGGAUGGACACCAUGCUCCCCGUGGUGCGGAAGCCCUCCGAGUCCACACAGAUCCCACUGGCCUUGUCCCGCAGGAUGUCCAUGAUGGUCUCCACCGUGAUGCAGCCUAGCAACACCGGGGGGAAGAGAUGGAAGAUCAAUGGGCAAGUAACCACUGGGUGGGGGACUGGUUCAUGCUUUCCAUCGACCAGCAGCAGGUUAGGUCACCAUAUCUGUGGCCAAUGAGAUGAGACCAAGUGGUUGCUGGAUGACCCAGAGAGACGCCUCUCCUGAUUGCUAGAUGCUGCCACUGCCAACCAACUGCUCCCAUCCCAUUGAUGGGAUGACACUGAGCACCAGGAGACUGGCUUUGAUCCUUCCCAUGGAUGGUAAUGGGAUGAGGCACCACGCUGGCACAGCCUCAUCCCCCGCACCCACCUGCAUGCUGCUGCAGUAGCUCCUUGCCAGCGCAGAAUCGGGCCUUGGCCGCCUCCAUCCGCACGGGCUGGUGGGUCAGAGAGAAGACCUUGCUGAAGCUGAACUCCCCAUCCCCGCUCCACCAGCCCUGGCUCUGGGCAUGGCGCCUCAGCCCCGUGUGCUCGGCGGUGAUAUCCGUGCCGAUGCUCAGCUGGUUGGAGAUAUUCCGGGUCCCUUCUGCAACAAGACGUGGCUUUGGUGAAGAGGGACUGUAUUGGUGGGAUAGUAGCCAUGAGGGCUCCCAGCCCGGGCCCUUCCCAAGACCUGACACCUCUAUCCACCCAUCAGCACAGGCAGGAGUAGGGCAAGCGUCCAGGAAACCGCCCGACCCAGAGAGACACCUCUCGAGGCAUGAGAAUAAAACAAGAGUCAUGUCGCCGUGGCCCACUCAAUCCUUGACCUUUUUGCUGGCGUCACAAACAAGGGGGCUGGGGGUAGCUGUGAGGCGAACUGGGUUGAGACCCACCAAACUCAUCACACAGGCCGCCAAAGCAGCAGCAGAUGGGAACAAAGUUUGGUAACCAGCAGCCUCGGCUGGACGAGGACUGGUCAGCAAGAGGUGAAAGGCCCCACAUUUAUCUGAGCUGUCCAGGCCCCUACACCCCAGAUCGUCUCCCAGUAGAACUUUCCUUCCAUCCAUCCCUGUGCAGACACUAUCCCUGCUGAGGCUGGACUAGCUGCUCCCCCACAGCCCCUCCAGCUGGGACUGCAAUAACAGAGCUCCCUGACACCCCCACUUCCAGGAUGUCCAGGACUUCUGCCACCCCGGAUAUGCACACUGCUCACCUCGGAUCCUCUGGGCUGCCCAGUACCGGCCGGCUGUCUCCAGCACCCAGGCUUCGCUCCGGUCCGCCAGCAGGAAGGUGUU
Molecule: messenger RNA, 5284 nt
Organism: Dermochelys coriacea (leatherback sea turtle)
Lineage: Eukaryota; Metazoa; Chordata; Testudines; Dermochelyidae
Gene: LRRC46
Product: leucine rich repeat containing 46
Exons: 8
Molecular function (GO): protein binding
Source: RefSeq, a predicted model, not a curated record